This is a messenger RNA of Annulohypoxylon truncatum, 3407 nucleotides long. RefSeq lists its product as uncharacterized. Gene Ontology annotation, molecular function: protein binding. The record is from RefSeq and is a predicted model, not a curated record. Lineage: Eukaryota; Fungi; Ascomycota; Sordariomycetes; Xylariales; Hypoxylaceae. The coding region runs from base 206 to 2809 and encodes 867 amino acids. The transcript has a single exon.
GGUGUUUUGCGUUGUAUGAUCCAAUGUUCUUUGUAUAUUAUUUCCGGCCCUAGGACCUUCAGCCCGUUACGAGUUUCUAACGAUGCUUUAGUAACCUUCGCUACUAUUACUGCUGAUUUUCUUCUGAGCGAUGUGCUCUGACAACCAUAAAAAUGCCUAGUUACCAACCGCACAUCGAUCAAGAGAUACAUUUUCCCCUUAGACAAUGUCAACACCAUUCAUAUGCCGCCAAUGCAUAGCACGUCUUACACAAUCUUACAUUGGCCAUCUUAGACUGAAGCGUUCUCAAUUACAUACCCAAGCAUUGCCAUCGUCGUUACCGCAAUCACAAUGGGCUUCGUCACCGCAAAGACCGGAAUCCUUCGUCAGACGUGAUGUUACAAAUCACUCUCUACCUCAACCGCCCACAUCACAUCCAGGCCCAUUCGUAUCGCAAAUACCUGGAUAUAAACCAGGCAGGAUCCUAGAACCUUCUCGGCGACGCGUCGAAACGGCAAAGCGUGCUCACCUACAUAGACCUACCACUUUGCGACGCCUAAAAUGGAAAGUACUAAAGUCUCGUGGGAACUAUAUGUUCAUUCGUGAUGACGUUGCGCACCUUUUUGGGUUAACGAAUUAUAACGCUCGUCAUGCGGUCAAUCAGCUAGGACGGUUAAUUGGUGGGCGGCCCUCCGGAGAAGAGGCGGGCGAAGAACUUGACAGGUAUCAUGACUGGAAAAGAAAUCUCCCCGGAUUAUUGAAGGCUGUCAAGAACUCGCAGUCCACGCCCGAUAAUGGAGAGGGUUUGAUCCAGACCAAUGUGGAGAUCGAUGCUACGGAGCAAUCCUGGGAGACAGCCAGGGGUGUGUGGAGCGAGCUCAGCAACGGAAGACGCCAGGCUAUAUGGCGAGACUACAUAGCCUCCAUGUUUCGUUCAAACCCGAGUCAGGUGCCAAGUUUUAUUCAGAAGACCUUCCGGCCCGAAUGGUGUCCAUGCUAUAUCGUGGAGGAUUCAGUAUAUCUCCUUCUGCGGAGUUUGGAAGGCAUCAGAGGUGGUAAAGAAAGAGGCAAACAAGUCGUAGACCUCGUCUUCUUCUUACUUCAGAGCUCACCCCCUCAUUAUUUACUUCUAGACCAAUGGGCGAUCUGGAAGGCGAUAUCUUUGAUACCCACGUCCAGGUUGUUUGAGUUCUACCAGGCUAUGAGAAAGCUUGAACAUCCGCUUAGCAAGUAUACGUUAUUGCAUUUUGCAAGUCGUCUGGCCGUCAAAUCUAAAUACAAAGCGCAGGCCACCGAUAUUCUACGUUACCUCUCGACCAUACCUGGCUUCGAUAUCAAUACGCCGGCAGCUUCUAGCGUCUGUACCACGCUCUUCACAAUGAAGGAGGGCGACGUGGCUGCGGAUGAUCACCCCGCGCCAGAUGAGUUAUUCAAGGCGCUUCUUGACGUUGGGUUUCGUCCAAGUCUAUUGGGCCUAUCCGCGCUCAUGCGGAAUUUCUGCCUUCGCGGACGGGUCGACGUCGCAUGGAGGGUAUUCAACAGUUUGCUCGAAGCUGGCAUCGAACCGGAUGCCCAUGUGUUUUCAAUACUUCUUAACGGCGCAAAAAAACAAUUGGAUGGGGAAUAUGUUCAACGUGACGUCGACAUGAUCGAGGCUACAGACGGUUGGACCCCGGUCCUUCUGAAUGAUCUUUUAGAUUAUAUAUACCAACUCGCCGAGUCGCAAGGUGAAAAAAGACGAGAUCAACGCAAAAGACUUGGCGUAAAGGCAUGGCGGCUCAUGGUCCAGCUGUAUUCAAAGUUCUUUCACCGUGCUCCAUUGCAAAAGCUCACUGGUUUCCCGCUGGAGGAUCUUGAUCGGGCUCUGGACAAAAUACCACCCCAACACUUACUGGAAGUUAGUCAGAUGGUUGCCAAUUUGCGACAACGCCCGGAUGACUUGCUCAUGCAGCCAGACAGCAUCACUCUUGAAAUAAUGAUCAAGGCCCAUUUUCGAUCUAUCGAGGAACCGGCCGCCUUACAGAUAUAUUACAAGCGCUUCAUGUCAUUCUUUGCCUGGGGCGACCCGGUUUUAACAAACCUCAUCAAGGACCGAGGAAAUGUGGUUCAUGACAUUUUUCUGCGAGAUCUGUUGCAAUUCAAAGAGACAUUCAGCGAAGGGGUUGAAAUGGUUCGACGAAGGGUUAGAUAUGCAUAUGCGGAAAGAAAAGAACGUGGAGAAAACAUAUUCCACCCACCGCCGUCAGUCCACACCUACACGAUAUUAAUGAAUGGUUUCAGAAAUCACAAGAAUUAUGAAGGAGUAGUCAGGACACUCGGCACGAUGAUCGAAGAGGGCAUCACACCCAAUAUCGUUACCUGGAAUACUGUGAUCGGGAGCUUACUUGAGACCGGGUCGAUCAGACGCGCGGUUAGGGUGAUAGAGCACCUAAAUCAGAUCGGUCUACAACCAGAUGAUCACACCAUAGAGGAAGUCACGCGCCUGUCAUUAGCAAAGAGGAGAGCAUUCGCCGAUUUCAUGGCAAAGGUGGAAGAAAAACCUCGCGAGUUAAACACCCGCAAAUUCGUGAAGUGGUUACUCAGGCUCUGGGAGAAGAAUUCGGAGAAAAAGAAGCUCAAAGAACCUAAUAUUUCCCAAAAGGACGCCCGCCUAAUAAACAGAUUCUACCAGCAGGUCGAGAGCGAAAACUUACGCUGGAACGCCGGUCAGCGCGAGGAAGAAGAUAAGCCUCAAGUCGGAGAGAAGCGCGAGGGUGGUGGUACAGACGUGGAUUUUAUCACGUCUGUGAGAAGGCAGGCUAAGGAGAAUAAGGCUAGUCGUCGAGAAUAAAAAGACGAGUGAACGGAAAGACGAGUUAAAUCUUCCUUGCAAUCUAGACCACAAAUACGCACAUAAAUAUAAAACGACUACUCCCCAACUGCAAGUUGAAUAGCACUCACUACGCCUCUCCGGGUAUAACCACACCAAGCUGCUUAGCAUCGCAACAUCUAUGUCCUCCAAAGCUGUCCCGAGGCGCACCGUCGAAUUACUAAAGAGUACCUAGGUAGUAAAGCUAAAGCUCACGUGAGUUUAAAAUACUGCCCGUAAGCCAUGUUUCUACACAACCCCCUGUCUAUCCCGAGAUUUCCAAUAUUAUGUAGUGAGCCAGACAAACCCAUGCUACUAGAACCUCCCACCCAAAUGGGCAGGUAAAAUACAAGUCUAGAACAACGGGGCCAAGCUCAGGCUACACGCAAGAAUAGGAUAAGCACUCCUCGCAUACCAAACCCCUGCGUGCGAGUUUCGCCUUACACAUUAGGUAAACAUCAGACACCGAACUGCCACGCACGGGAUAGAUAUCAGUAAUAGCACAGGCAAUGUGACACUACCCAGGCAAUAUGCUUACACGGUUCGUUAGCAAAUCAAAAACAUAAUAUUUAUACCUACC